UAGAAAUGGCUAUUGCAGAAAAAAAUGUAGAAAUAGUAAAUUUAAUAUGUGAUUGCGGUGAUGUUGAAUUUGAAGAUAAAAUCACUUUGCUUUCUGUGAUGGAUAAUAAUGACAACACAAUCUUGCAUCACGCUGCCAAGUUAGCGCCUUCUGCGAAACUCAAUAUGAUUUCAGGUGUAGCUCUUCAGAUACAACGAGAAUUGCAGUGGUUUAAGGGAGUAGAACGUAUGUUAAAGAUUAAUUACAAGGACAAGAGAAAUAAAGAAGGAUAUACGGCUCGAAGUAUAUUUACAAAAGAACACAAAGAAUUGGUGAAGGAAGGAGAGCAAUGGAUGAAGGAUACAUCUGGAUCCUGCAUGCUAGUUGCUGCCCUCAUUGCUACUGUAGCAUUUGCAGCUGCUUUUACCGUUCCUGGAGGUAAUAUUAGUGACAGUCAUAGCUCUAAAAACGGUACUCCAGUUUUCUUGGGAAAGACCUCAUUUACCGUGUUCGCUGUAGCAGAUUCCUUCGCUCUUUUCUCUUCUAUAACAUCAGUACUCAUGUUCUUAGCUGUAUAUACUUCGCGAUAUGCAGAAAUGGAUUUCCUGAAGUCUUUGCCACAAAAAGUAAUUAUAGGCCUUACGACUCUUUUCAUAUCUAUGGCGGCAAUACUGGUAGCUUUUUGUGCAUCAAUAUUUAUCGUGAUUGGAGACAUGUCCCCUCAGAGUCUAAUUCUUAUAGGAUUGUUUGGUUGUGUCCCUGUGACCUUGUUUGCAUGGUUGCAAUUGCCACUGUUUUACGAAAUGGUCCAGUCCACAUAUUGGGGUGACCACUUUGAAAAACACAAAUACAUCGACCCUAGAGUGGAGAAGAUAAUAACAAAAAGAAAGAGAGUAUAGUAAACUCUGUGAAAAGCGUUGGUUGUAUCUUCAUAGUCAUAGAGAACUAAGGUCUG
This is a messenger RNA of Papaver somniferum (opium poppy), 934 nucleotides long. RefSeq names its product ankyrin repeat-containing protein NPR4-like. The transcript is spliced from 2 exons. The coding region runs from base 6 to 878 and encodes 290 amino acids. Lineage: Eukaryota; Viridiplantae; Streptophyta; Magnoliopsida; Ranunculales; Papaveraceae. The record is from RefSeq and is a predicted model, not a curated record.